UAUCAGGUAGGGAUUUCAUGGGCUUCACGAAACCGGCUUUUUUCAAACCGAACCUUGACCCGAGAAAUUUUCCACAGCCUAUUCCAAAAUCCGGUCCAACUUUUUUCUCAACUAGUAACAUUUCCAUUAUCAAAUAAGCUCAGUAGUCAAUCAAGUUUUACAUCUACCUAAAAUAAUUUUGGGUACUCGAAUUCGAGUCCUGUCUAUAUUUUUAUUUUUUAUAGGCCAUUUUUCCUUGAUCACAUUGUUGCACUUAGAAGAAUGAGAAAUCAACAAAAUGCAAAGAAAAUGGCUUUAGAUGUAAAUAAUUUAAGUGCUCUCCCAUUAAAAGAUAGAAUUCGUUCUGAUACUUUUCUUGGUUCAAAAAUGUCACUUCGAGCAACAGAUCGAACAGAUUCUGCAGGCGUUGGAGGAAUCUCAACAAAUGUUAAUGAAAUUAGCCAUUUUUCCCCUUCUUUUGAUUUAUUUGCAAAUAUAAAUCCACGAAUUUUACGUCGAAUAGUUAACAGUAUAGCUUUGACUGGAAGAUUACUUAGAGUUUUUGAAGUUGAAUUUAAUUGGUGGCAAGUAUAUGCUUGGGUUUCUUUAAUUGAACAGUGGCCGUGGAGAAUGUGUUGGUUAAUUGAUGUUGCUUGUAGUUUACAGGAUGAUUCUCUUCUCCUUUACGAACUUUACUGCCAAUUGAAAAGUAGAAUUUCUAUUCGAGAAGGGAUGGAAGAUUUGGAUAGAAAUAGCUCCGAAUUUGAAUCAGUUUUUAGAAAAUUAUGUGCUGGAAAACAAAAUCAAGUUUAUAAAAAGUUUUUUUUCGCAAAAAAUUUUUUUAAGUUGACUGUUGGACAUGCAAGAUCAUUUGCCCCAUGUACUUCAAAUUUAGAUCCUUAUAUGAGAAGAUUAAUAAGAGAACAAAGAGGAGGAGAACCUUUAGUUGAUUUAGCAGAAGAAACAGAAGAACAAGAAAAGGGUGGUGGAGGGAGUAGUCAUGACCCUUUUGGACCUUUAAAAGAAUUGUUGGGGGCUGAAGCUGAAUUUCUUUUUGAUGAUCCGUUGGUGUGGGCAAGUAUUUCAAAACCUCUUGCGAGGAUGUCUGUUGGGGAAAUUGAUGCUUUAAUGAAAAGAUUAAAUAUUUCUAAAGAUAAGGUUCAGCAUGUUGGUGAAAAAUUAAUUAAACACAAUCUAAAUGGUUUGGCUUUACAUUCUUGCAAUUUGGAGGAAUUAAGAAUUGUUUUAAAUCUUCCACUUGGUGAUUGGACUCUUUUUCAAUUAUUCAUAACUUGUAUGAGAAAAUGGAAACCAUUUAUUACUCAAUCAUUAACUGCUACACUUGGAGGGAGUAAUUCUGCUACAACAACAACAACAGAAAAUACAGAAUGUAAAAGUCCAAGUGAAAGACCAACACCUUUAAGAAGUAUAAUUGAAGAAGAUGGUGCUCAAUCAACACCUUUAUCUAUAUUAGAAAGAGAGAAAUCACCAAAUGAAGGAGAAAGAGGAGGUGGAGGAGAAGAAGAUAAUGAUGAUGAUAAUGAUGAAGAUACAAAUAGUGUUGCUUCUGUAGCUGGUUCUGAACAUUGUCUUUUAAAAACAUCAAAUGCACCUCUUAUGGAAUGA
This is a messenger RNA of Meloidogyne enterolobii, 1605 nucleotides long. Lineage: Eukaryota; Metazoa; Nematoda; Chromadorea; Rhabditida; Meloidogynidae. The record is from the annotation of a GenBank genome assembly.